AUGAAGAAGCCCGCUGAUAUCCUCCUUCUUGCCAUUGUGCUUGUAGUCUCAACCGGCCUCGUGCUGGGGCUAACCUAUCUCCCAUGCUACUCGUCACUCUGCUCUGAAGAGUUCCUCCCCUACGAGACGCGCCUUCACAUCGCUACCUUCUAUGCCAUCCUCGCUACCACGGCCUGUGCCCUCCUCCUGCGGGCGUCGAGUGCAAUGGCGCGUCGCCUCAGCCAAUACCUCUUGGUCCGACGAGAGGUCCCCGUGCUCAAGAAACGCAUCAGUGUCGGCGGAGUGGUCCUGUCGAUAUGGCUAGUCGGGCUUAUCCUAGCUACGACGGGAUUCUGGCUGCAUCCGGAGUUGGAGUUCUGGCAGAGUAGGGUCGAGGUAGUUGGCUGGGCUGAGGCUAAAGUUAGACUUGCCGUCACGGCCAUCAUCGGGCACCACGCCGACAUGCUGCUCGGGCUCGUCAUCAUCCCGGUCUCGAGGAACAGCAUACUCGGGCGCGUAUUUGAGUUGCACCAGAGCACGUUGCUGUACGCACACAAACUCAUGGCCUACCUGCUGUUCGUUGCCGCCUUCGCGCACGGUGCGGCUUAUUACACCUUUGUCGGGGCUUUUGCUCACGGAACCGAUGCUCAAAAGCUGCAGAUCAACAUCGACAACCCUACCUUGACGACAAAAGAGUCGCAAGCAAGAGGCUACUACUACUAUACAAACCUAGCGUCCGGGAUGGUGUCCUUCAUCGCCAUGGUCAUCAUCGGAAUCACGGCUAUCCCUGUUCUCCGUCGUCAAAGCUACCAGACCUUCUACUAUUGCCACAUCAUUCUUAGCAUCUUGAUCUUCAUCAUUCUCUCCAUCCAUGCCAGCACCGACUUUUACUUCCUGCUGCCCGGCCUACUUCUCUGGGUCACGGAUUGGGCGUGGCGGCUGGUCCGCGGGGAGACGGGUCUCAAGACCAAGGUCACCGGAUCAUUGGAAAACGCGGGAGUGGGGUGGUACCGGAUUAGACUGCCCCUUGCCGUUGUGAAGCGAGGCAAACUCGGCCGAGGCCAAGACCCGGAGAAGCAGACCGCCGCCAUCGACUACCCGAUCCAGUGGUACUACCUCAACAUCCCAUCAGUCAGCAGGCUACAGGGCCACGCCUACACAGCAGCUGCAGUCCGGUCAUCAUCAUCAGGGCCGGUCUUCCUGCUCCAGCGCUGCCAGGGUAAGAAGCUGUCCAAGCUGGAGAAGGAGUGGACGCACAAGCUCGCCAAUACGCUCCCGGACCCGGGGACGCAGACCGAGCUCACCGUCCGUGUUGAGGGACCCUACAUGGCUUCUGACACGGGGUUCGCUACGGCAUCUCAGGUCGUGUGUGUGGUCGGUGGAACGGGCGUUACCGGUGCUCUGGGUUUGGCAAAAUGGUGGCUUGCUCAUCGGGCGGAGCAACCAGGGAGUUCCUUUGCCUUGGUAUGGACCGUGCGGCAUCGUGAGAUGGCCGAGAUUGGGGAGUGGAACGAGCUGGUAGAGAAGGCGGCUUCCCUUGACAACUUUGCUGUUCAUCUGCAUGUUAGUUCAGAGAACGGGAGGCUAGAUCUCAAAUCUGCACUUGCAGUUCAUCUCGGUAUUCAAGCGUCAGCUGGAUCUCUUGUUGACGACGAUGGGCGACAAGAUGGGCUACAGGGCUGGGUGUAUAUGUCAGGGCCGGAUGGGCUUCUAAGUGCCGCAGAGGAUGCCUGUCUUGACCUGCAAGAGGAGAUACGUCGAGAUAGGAAGAGUUCGACCGCUCUGAUGCCGCUGAAACAGCUCGACUGGUACGUCGCUCGAUGGGAAGUUUAG
Molecule: messenger RNA, 1812 nt
Organism: Thyridium curvatum
Lineage: Eukaryota; Fungi; Ascomycota; Sordariomycetes; Thyridiales; Thyridiaceae
Exons: 2
Coding region: 1-1812 (603 amino acids)
Cellular component (GO): plasma membrane
Source: RefSeq, a predicted model, not a curated record